AUGGACCCGGAGGAAAGUAAGAUCUCCGUGUGGGUCUCCGGGUUGACCACAACCUGCACCGAUGUGGUGAAGGUUCCCCAGGAGGAGCGGAAGACUGCGGGUCUCUCCUCCUGCGUGGUGCAGACGUGGGGAGGCCUGCGGAGCAUCAUACCGGACAACACCCAAGUGCUGCGGCUGCGGAGUGCGCGCGGAGAGCAGCGGGACGACUUCCGCUUCCUUUUGCUCCGGCACGACGCGCCUCUGCAGAGCGACGCGGUCCGGAGCGCCGAGGCGCGCGUCGUGCUGAGCCAAGCGGGCCCGUGUGUCCCCAGAGGGUUCCCAGGAGCCACCGGGGGACCUGCAGCUGACAGACAGCGCCGGCUGAUCAGGGAAGCCUUCACAAAGAUGGAGAAGAUGAAUAGGAAAAGAGCACAGGUGGCGUCCAGAAACACCGCGGACAAAAUGGAGACGUUGGUUCAUCUGGUGAUCUCUCAGGACCACACCAUCGGCCAGCAGAUCCACAGAAUCAAGGACCUGGACGCGGAGAUCGAAAGAUGUGAAACAAACGUUCAUUCUGACAGGAUGAAGCGACAUGGGCUUAAUUAUGUACAAGACACGUAUCUGACAGAUGGCGUUCAUGAUGGACCGUCCAGGCGUGGGGGGGGGGGGGAGCAGUUUCUGUCCCAGCGCUGCGAGGAGGUGCUGAAACUCCAGGAGGAGCUGAUGGAGCCCCAGGUGCUGGUGGACAGCAUGGCCGUGGAGAUCCAGGAGGAGCCGAACCAGAGAUGGAUGACGGACCGUUUGCAGCUGGAGGCUGAGCAAUCAGUAGACAACCAGCUACUUCAGGAUGGAGACAGGAUCAGAACACAGCUAGACACCCGUUUAUACACCGGGCUUCGCUUGGACACGGGUGUAGAAGCGACUAGGAGCGGUUUGAAGCUGACCCGGGAGAUUGUGGGGACGAAGGGAAGGGAAGUAAGGGAUUUGCUGGAGAAAGUGAACACUUUGGAUGUGGGCUUAGAGGACGGGGCAGCACAUGGCCAUGAUGGGACAGCGGAGACUGGGAUGAUGUGCACGUCUUUGGAGCUCAAAGGUGAACGGGUGGAGAGAGCCAGGGGUCUGUCGACGACCUGCGACGCCGACGACGAAGACUCGGGCCGAGUUGCUUACACGGUCCGGGUUCAGAUAAGCGGCCUGUGCGUGCACCAGUCACCCGUACAGGAUGUGAACUAG
This is a messenger RNA of Lampris incognitus (smalleye Pacific opah), 1212 nucleotides long. It is a transcript of the gene rassf10b, whose product is annotated as Ras association domain family member 10b. Bases 1 to 1212 code for a protein of 403 amino acids. Lineage: Eukaryota; Metazoa; Chordata; Actinopteri; Lampriformes; Lampridae. The record is from RefSeq and is a predicted model, not a curated record. Gene Ontology annotation, biological process: signal transduction. The transcript has 2 exons.